Aspergillus novofumigatus IBT 16806 is the source of this 1505-nucleotide messenger RNA. RefSeq lists its product as uncharacterized. Lineage: Eukaryota; Fungi; Ascomycota; Eurotiomycetes; Eurotiales; Aspergillaceae. Bases 260 to 1432 code for a protein of 390 amino acids. The transcript is spliced from 2 exons. The record is from RefSeq and is a predicted model, not a curated record.
UAUCCAUCAUAGAUUCAUGCAUUAUUAUCUGUUCUUGUUUAUCUGGAUUGGUGCCUGAUCCUCGUCAAAUAAGACAGUGAUCCACCUCCAAUUGCACGGUCGGUCCAAGAAACAUCCCACCAUGUUACUCGAAUAAUCGCCGGUUGCGCCCUUCAUUUAUUUUGUGAAACGUCCCCGAGGUCUUUGGUCUGUGUCCAAUCUCAUUGAAUCAGCACUCAACAACCGGAUCAGACCACCUGUUCCGCCUCCCACCCCCACCAUGACCUUUCAAUUCUUCCACCGCUUUCGCAAUAAGGAUAAGGAGAGAGAGAAAGUGAAGGGUAAAGAUCAACAGAAAGACCAGCCGGAAGAGGACCCUUCACAAUCAGACUCGCGAACGAUCCUGGCUCGGGUAGGCAUCUAUCAUGAAACCUGCAAGCAGAAUGGCAACCGUCGCGAUUUCAAGGCAAUGCCUCUUCCCCCACCCCGAAGACCUUUGACUCCUCCCGAUCAAGAGCUUGCGACCAUCCGGAGCAGGAGCAACACUCUCACAGCCAUCAACACGUCAACUACCAAUUUUCUCGACCUGAACAAUAACAGCACGCUUCCGCAGGACCAGAGUCUAUUCUUCUCGCGUCUACCCCAAGAAAUCCGUCAGCGAAUAUACCUUGAGCUGUUUGGUGGCCGGUCUGUCCACCUCGAAUACGAUUUUGGCUAUGCGCCAGGCUACCGUCAGAGAGAUAAGAGACCGCCAGACCAAUGGCGCUGGUGGCAUCGGGUUUGCGAUGAAGAGGACCACCCAAAUCCUGGAGACAUGUGUCGUAUGAAUGACCUCGAGGAUCCGAAGCGGAUUGGACGACGACAGUUAUCGCGGUACAAGCUGAAAGGCGUGGCGUGGCUGCGAGUGUGCCGAAGAGCAUACCUAGAAGCACUUCCUCUUCUCUACAGCACAAAUACAUUCCUCAUUUCCUCAUCGGUCAAGUUAUGUCGAUUGCCGAAAAUGAUUGCGCCUUCACAUUUAUCGCGCAUCGCUUCGCUGGACAUUCUGCACGUCGCAAAGGCAACUACACCGUCAACAAUGACCGACUACGAGUGGGAGACAUACCAAACCCUCUUCCGGACGUUACGAUUAGCGUACGUUGGCGUCAGGCGCUUGCGCUUGGUUAUCCAUAUUUUGAACAAAAGCUGCACGCCGCGAGCUGGAACAGUUCCAGAAGAGCUGGAUGAAGCCUGGAUUCGUCCCUGGUCGGAGCUGGCGUCUUCCCGACAGUGGGAGAAACUCGAGAUUGGGCUGCAAGAUAGCUGGUUCGACGACUUUUCCGCUGCUGGAAGGCGAUGGGAGGCCAGAAAUGGGCGUCAGCUGGAGGAUUCAGGGUACUCACUGGUGCGAGUAGACGAUUUCACAACAUGGGAUGGAAGGUUGUCGGAGAUCUGGAAUGCGGUUUAUCUGUAGAUUUACGUACCGGAGUAGGCGAGAUAUAUCCUUGCAUGUUGCCUUUUUCGUGUCCAAACAAAUCCUUGUGCAG